Schistocerca americana (American grasshopper) is the source of this 804-nucleotide messenger RNA. Its product is annotated as trypsin-2-like. Gene Ontology annotation, molecular function: serine-type endopeptidase activity. The transcript is spliced from 7 exons. Gene Ontology annotation, biological process: proteolysis. The record is from RefSeq and is a predicted model, not a curated record. NCBI's taxonomy places the organism in Eukaryota, Metazoa, Arthropoda, Insecta, Orthoptera, Acrididae. Bases 80 to 760 code for a protein of 226 amino acids.
UUCACUGAUUUUGUGCUUGUUCUUGCUUUCCGCCAGCCAGUGCUACGGUGCACCAGGCAGGGCGCGCACUUCAAGAAUUAUGGGAGGUUCCCUAGCUGCAGAGGGCGAAUUCCCUUUUAUGAUGAACCUCCUAUACUACGGUAAUUUUAUGUGUGGUGGAUCCAUCCUGAGUGAAAACUGGGCGCUGUCAUCUGGUUUCUGUACAACCGGAGCCACCCUGGAGACCUUGUUUGUCCAUGCAGGCUCCACCAUGUAUGGUCCCGAAACUGGUGUGGUGGUGGGAGUGAACGCAACCAUCUUUCACGAGAACUUUGAUGAAUGGUCCUACUGGAACGACAUCUGCCUGCUCAAGUUGACGCAGCCGCUGACCUUCUCGUCGACCAUACAGCCGGUCUCCCUUCCGGCUCCGGGACAGCAGACAGCCGCCGGCACCAUAGCAACCGUGGUCGGCUGGGGAGCCGUCGAUUAUACCUCGGUCGUCGUCAGUGACCUGCAUAAAGUUGACGUCCCCGUGUGGUCAGACGAGGACUGCCAGGCGACCUACGACUACUAUGUCUACCUUGUAAGGGAGAACAACAUCUGUGCUGGAGAAGAGGGCAAAGGAAAGUGUGGGCUGGAUUCAGGAGAUCCUCUAUUGGUGAACGGGCAGCUGGUGGGAAUCGCCUCCUGGGAUGGUUACGAGUGUGCCACUGCAGACUCACCGGGAGUCUACACUGAAGUUUCCUACUUCGUCGACUGGAUCAAUCAGAACGCAGUGUGACGAGGACAGACGUACCUGAUUUUUUCAUACUGUAAACAAGCGUU